Molecule: messenger RNA, 270 nt
Organism: Opisthorchis viverrini
Lineage: Eukaryota; Metazoa; Platyhelminthes; Trematoda; Opisthorchiida; Opisthorchiidae
Exons: 1
Coding region: 1-270 (89 amino acids)
Source: RefSeq, a predicted model, not a curated record
AUGUUACAAAGCACAGGUAUACCUGCUGCUGCUGCAACGAUCGGGCACCCUCCUGUUGCUGGAGUGAAGUAUGCCUCCGAUUCGGAUAAGCUACUGAAUCUCGUACGUCCGAAGAGAGCUGGGGGCUGCAUGAGAGCCGAAAUUACAGAAGAUGCCUGCGAAAUGCUUGGUCUUCCCGUCGCCCAACAUGGUCCCACACAGACCAACUUUCUAAUGGUUAAAAAACGUCUGAAAGUAGUGGUUGUUGUCCAGUUGUGCGCCAUGACUUAG